UUUCAGUAAAGAAUCAAGAAUUUACGGGGGGAAUCCAGCGUCAAUACGUGAUUUUCCGCAUUUGGUGACUAUUCGAAAGUACCUGGAUCAUAAACUUAUUUGCGCGGGUUCUAUUAUCAGCCGCUGGAAUAUUCUCAGUGCAGCACAUUGUUUAAUUGGGUAUCAUUAUAAUUAUGAGGAACUAAGGGUUUUUACAGGAUCUACCAGCUCACGGAAUAUUUUUGGAGAUCGUUUUCGAAUUGAGCGUACAUACUUUCAUCCCGAAAUGCGCCGUCAGGAUGUACAUAGCGUAUACAUACAUGAUAUUGUUGUGAUUAAGCUGGAAAGACUAAUAUUAUUCAAUGAAUAUCAAAAUAAAAUUCCUCUACCAUCUCGACCUCCUUUUACUGAUAAUAUGGUUAUAAUUGCUGGUUGGGGAGUAACUGAGAAUGUCCAAGCAGGUGUUACAUCAACAUAUUUAAAAAAGUUGCCUGGAAGCGUUUUAAAUUAUACUGAUUGUAAUAAUUUUAUUCCACUUGUAAUAUCCAACAAUAAGUUUUGUACGUACCAUUCACUUGGAAAAGGAGUUUGCUCUGGUGAUGCUGGUGGCUCGGUUACUAGUAAUGGAGAAUUAUAUGGUAUUAUUUUAUUUUCCUUCGAUUGUGUUCAAGACGUACCAGAUAUACAUACUACAGUUUAUUAUUAUUUGGAUUUCAUAAGAACACAUAUGAUCGAAUAAUUUAUAUAAAA
Molecule: messenger RNA, 729 nt
Organism: Ceratosolen solmsi marchali
Lineage: Eukaryota; Metazoa; Arthropoda; Insecta; Hymenoptera; Agaonidae
Product: trypsin-2-like
Exons: 3
Coding region: 266-718 (150 amino acids)
Biological process (GO): proteolysis
Molecular function (GO): serine-type endopeptidase activity
Source: RefSeq, a predicted model, not a curated record